This is a messenger RNA of Oldenlandia corymbosa var. corymbosa, 273 nucleotides long. The record is from the annotation of a GenBank genome assembly. NCBI's taxonomy places the organism in Eukaryota, Viridiplantae, Streptophyta, Magnoliopsida, Gentianales, Rubiaceae.
AUGAACAAUGACUAUGAUGAUGAUCAGCUAAGAGAAGAACCUCCUAAAAAAGUUCUGAUUGACAGGGUUCAGAGAAAUAUACUUACAGACAAGCCUAGAGUGACCAAAUCCCCAAUUAAUUUUCGGCCUGAACUUGAGGAAAAUGGAGACCAAGUCCCUCCCCUUGAUGAGGGAACUGAGCCAGAGGAAAACAAAGAAGGUCCCAGGUCACCAGCUAGUCUUCCAGAUGGUGGGGAAGGAAAUUCAACAGCUGCAGCCCUGCCUGACGCCUGA